Messenger RNA from Tribolium castaneum (red flour beetle), 2806 nucleotides. RefSeq names its product Leucyl-tRNA synthetase, mitochondrial (gene LeuRS-m). Gene Ontology annotation, cellular component: mitochondrion. Gene Ontology annotation, molecular function: aminoacyl-tRNA deacylase activity; ATP binding; leucine-tRNA ligase activity. Lineage: Eukaryota; Metazoa; Arthropoda; Insecta; Coleoptera; Tenebrionidae. The record is from RefSeq and is a predicted model, not a curated record. The transcript is spliced from 6 exons. Gene Ontology annotation, biological process: mitochondrial translation; leucyl-tRNA aminoacylation. Bases 178 to 2778 code for a protein of 866 amino acids.
AAUAAUAACACAACGUCUCGCGGACUAAAACAACAAUAACGCUAAUCCCAAUAAUUGGCAUUGGCCCCAUUUUGAAUCAAUUUCUUAAAAUUUCCCCCUUGAGUUAUAUUUGGUUGGUCACAAUGCCUGUGUGUAUUAGGUAACCUCACUUUUUGCGCCAGGUUUUCCACGCAAAAAAUGCGUUUUUUGACUAAAUCGUUGCAAAAACUAGCCCCGAAACGUCUGGGGUUUGGUUACCGCCACAUUUCGGGGCUUAAUUUAUGGCAUGAGGAAAUCAGCAGCGAUAUUAAGCACAAAAUUGAGGAUUACUGGCGAGAUAAGCUCAAAGUUGAUGAUUUCGACGAGAAUGAGACAGUCAGGGACAAGUAUUACGUGCUGUCGAUGUUUCCCUAUCCCUCGGGGUCGCUUCAUAUGGGGCACGUCCGUGUUUACACUAUUAGUGAUGUAAUAGCGCGGUUUCAACGCAUGAAUGGGAAAAAUGUUAUUCAUCCAAUUGGCUGGGACGCGUUUGGACUUCCUGCCGAAAAUGCGGCAAUUGAGCGCCAAAUUGCACCCCAAGACUGGACACAGAGUAACAUUUCACAUAUGAAAAGUCAACUCCAACGUUUGGGGUGCAGUUUUGAAUGGGGGCGCGAGCUGGCAACUUGCGACCCCUCUUACUACAAAUGGACACAAGACUUGUUUCUUAAACUGUACGAUUCGGGACUAGUUUACCAGAAAAAGGCUCUUGUAAACUGGGACCCCGUUGACCAAACUGUCCUUGCUGAUGAACAAGUUGACGAAAAUGGGUGCUCCUGGCGUUCGGGGGCCAAAGUUGAGAAAAAACUUUUGAGACAAUGGUUUGUGCGAACGACUCGAUUCGCUAAAGAUUUGCUAGAGGGGCUCGAUGACCCCCUUUUGCAAGACUGGAGGGACGUAAUUAAAUUACAAAAACAUUGGAUUGGGGAGUGUGAUGGAGUCAAUUUUGAUUUUAAAGUACAAGGGGGCGACGAUUUUCUCACUUUGUGGACGUCUAAACCCGAAGCUAUCACUUCGGUUAAGUUCGUAGCGAUCGAUUCGAAACAUUAUUUAGGGGGAACCCCCGGUUUUGUGUUACAAGAAGGCACGAAAAAAUUAAAUUUACAACUAGUCCAUCCCUUAACAGGGCACCUUAUUCCGGUUUUUGUGACCAAUCAAAUCGAGUUUCUACCUUUCACUGAUACUUUUCUGGGAAUUCCGGGUGUUUGCCCUCAAGCGACUCAAUUCGCGGAUAAAUUUAACAUCACGUAUGAAAAACACAAGGACUUGGACGAAAACGAAAAACUGCGUUUGCAAAAUCAAAUUUGCCGCCAAGCGAGUGAGUUGGGUGUGGGCGGUUACUGGUCAAGUGCCAAGCUGCGUGAUUGGCUGAUUUCGCGUCAGAGAUUUUGGGGAACGCCAAUCCCAGUCGCCCACUGUGAUAAUUGUGGCGCUCAACCAAUCAGACAACUACCCGUGGAGUUACCCAAAGUGUCAAUGUCACAAAAAGGCGGAGCUUAUUUGAAACAAGUCGCCGAUUGGGUGGAUUGUACUUGUCCAAAAUGUCAGCAAAAAGCAAGGCGUGAAACUGACACUAUGGACACGUUUGUUGACAGUUCCUGGUAUUAUCUCAGGUACCUUGAUUCAUCAAAUUGUCAAAAAAUGUUUGAUGAAAAUAAGGCUAAAAAAAUGAUGCCAGUCGAUUUGUAUAUCGGUGGCAAGGAACAUGCAGUUCUUCACUUAUAUUACGCGAGGUUUAUAAGUCAUUUUUUGUACUCGCAAGGGUUACUCCCCGAACGUGAACCAUUCAAGCGUUUAUUGGUCCAAGGUAUGGUCAUGGGGCGCAGUUAUAGGGUCAAAGGGACGGGCCGAUAUGUUCCCGAAAGUCAGGUCAAAGUGAUAGAUAAGAAAAAAAAUCGAGCUGUUAUUGAAGCAACAGGGGAGGCUGUGGUCAUGGGGUGGGAAAAAAUGAGCAAAUCGAAACACAAUGGAGUGGAUCCUGGCGACAUGUUCUGUGAAUAUGGCAGUGAUACCACCCGACUUUUGAUUUUGGGCGAUGUGGCGCCAACUUCCCACCGGAAUUGGAACAGCAACACAUUUCCCGGAAUACUCAAUUGGCAAAAGCGUCUCUGGAUGACCAUCCAGGACUUCCUCAAACACCGGAAAACCCCCCCACCCUCAAUCCCCGACGAUCAAUUCAAGGCUCACGAUGAUUACAUGUUUGAUUCUCGCAAUUAUUACAUCAAAGGAACGACUUUCAACUAUUGUCGCUCGCAGCAACACAGUGUUGCCAUUUCCAAACAACAGGGUCUCACAAACAGUCUUCGGAGAGUGCCUGCGUCAAUUUUUGCCAAAAGUCUCCAAUUCGAGAGGGCUUUGGCCGCUCAAAUAAUUUUGUUAGCACCAAUGGCGCCACAUUUUGCGUCGGAACUAUGGAGUGGGUUUGUUUCCGCCCCCAAUCGGUUAAACCAUUCGGGUGAGAUUGAUUGGGAAAAAACCGUUCUUGAACAAAAAUGGCCGAGUCUUGAUGACAGCUACUGUCUUGAUUUGGUUUGUAAAGUCAACGGUGUUGAAGUUUGCAACGUCAAAAUACCCAAGUGUGAUAUUGAACAGUUAGGGGAAGAAGAAGCUAUUAAGAUAGCUCUUAGUCAGAAAGAAGUAAAGGAGAUUUUAGAAGAGAAAGAAGUUGAACGUACGACUUAUUUGUUUGAGCCUGAUUACGAAGGCGUUGUUAGUGUUUUUACGAGGUGGGAACGCAAAGAAAAAACUGUAACUCUGUAAUAGUUUAUUUAAUAAAUUAUUUAUAUUA